Nycticebus coucang (slow loris) is the source of this 1991-nucleotide messenger RNA. It is a transcript of the gene PRICKLE4, whose product is annotated as prickle planar cell polarity protein 4. Bases 720 to 1805 code for a protein of 361 amino acids. Gene Ontology annotation, molecular function: zinc ion binding. Lineage: Eukaryota; Metazoa; Chordata; Mammalia; Primates; Lorisidae. The transcript has 8 exons. The record is from RefSeq and is a predicted model, not a curated record.
UGGGGGAAAACACGGGGAGGGGCGGGGCUAGGAGACCAGAGGGAGGGUCUGGGGACCCGGGAAUGCGGAGGGAAGGGUCUGUGGGCUCGGCAACGCGUUUCCAUUCUGCGAUUGGUUGAGAAUCUGGCAUAAGCGCAGCCCCUUGUGUCGCCUGGAUGCGUAUGGGGGAGCAGUUCUAGCUAAAAGCCGAUACCCUUUCCACCCUGGGAUCCCACAAACGCUUUCCUUCAGAAUACAGCUCCAGGCCUCUCCCGGAGCCACCUUUCUCCUUCAGCCUGGGAGAGGCAGGCGGGGCUCCUGGGGGCGUGGGAGAGGAAGGACCGCCCUAUCGGGGCGGCCUAAGGCUGGCGCUGAGGCUUAGGGUUGGGACUGGGCGAGGGGCUCCACGGCCGGUUCGGUUCAGAACAGCCCGAACUCGAGCGCGCAGCGAAGGCGGGACCCCAGAAGACUUCCCUCCUUUCCCUUAAACUCCCAGCAAUCAGACGGGGAACACCCGCGGACUCGGGAACCACACGGUGCCCCCGACCCAGAGACCUAACCUGAAAGAAGGUGCAAGUCUCCCUUCAAGGCCCCCUCCUUGCUGCCUGAAGCAGGGACAGAGCUGUUAGGGAAGUGGCUACUCCUGAUUCUAAGUGUGAACAGCCCAUCCUGGCCACCUUCCACAGGAAACCUGACCUGAGGGACAGAGAGGAAGGAAGCAGGAUAAGACUUUGCCACUAAUGUCAGUGCUGAACCCUGGCUGGCCCCACCAAGAGGACAGCCCCACCCCUGGGGAGCCAGGUCCACCAGCCAACUCGGACAAUGACUUAGGCCACCUGCCAGGGGAAGACCCUGAGGAUACUUCCGCUCAGGGUCCUACAGUUCUGCACUUGGGCCCCUCUUUCCUGGACACCAACCAAGCCCUCAAGUGGCCUGGACUUUGGCCCCUCCUGCAGCAGCUCCCUCCACAGGACAGUGAUGAACUCUACUGCCUGGCCCUUGGGGAGGAGGAGCUGGCUGAGCUGCGGCUCUUCUCCACACAGCGGAAGCAGGAGGCCCUGGGACAGGGGGUGGCCUGCCUGGUACUUCCCAAGCAUGAAGGACACACCUGUGAGAAAUGCAGGGAGCUGCUGACACCAGGGAAGUAUGGAGUGUUUGCAGCACCAGCCGGGGAGCAGCGCUACUGGCACCAGCCUUGCUUUGCCUGUCAGGCCUGUGGCCAGGCCCUGAUAAACCUCAUCUACUUCUACCACGAUGGACGUCUCUAUUGCGGCCGUCAUCAUGCAGAAUUACUGAGGCCACGCUGCCCGGCUUGUGACCAGCUGAUCUUCUCCCCCCGCUGCACAGAGGCGGAGGGACGCCGCUGGCAUGAGAACCACUUCUGCUGUCAGGACUGCGCUGAGCCCCUGGGCGGGGGACGUUAUGCCCUGCCGGGGGGCAGCCCCUGCUGCCCCAGCUGUUACCAGAUCCGUUACUCGGGUGCAGGCUGGAGCCCUGCCGAGGCACUAGAAAGGCAGACAUCCCUUGCCCUUCUCGCUGCUGCCGGCAGUCCCAGUCUGGAAACCCAGACGGGGCUGCCUGCAUCCAGCCCCGAGCAGGAGAGCCGAGUUGGGGGCAAGGCAGUGGCAUCCAAAGUACGGGAGCAAGACCGCCCGGAGACUCCCCAUGAUUCCGAGGACGCCCACUGCCCCACCUGCUCUUCUUCCUCUGACUCGGAACCCGAAGACUUUUUCUUAGGCCAGCGCCUUCCUCGGCUCUGGAAGACCCGCGGAAGCUUCCAACCAGGGGACAGCGACACCUCCAAGAAGCAUUGCACCAUCUGCUAGUGGCGCAGCCCAGAGAUGGGCUGUGAGUGGGCAGGAAGGGAUCUGUAAAACAGGAGAACAAAGUUCUCCAGACUGAAUGCAAUUAGGGGCACGUCCGGGAGGGAAGAAAUGACAGAUUUGGCAUGCGCCCUCUUCAGGACGUUCUAUGAUUUGAUGGACACUUAAGGAACCUCAUUUCCCAAACCU